AUGGACUCGGACAGUGAAAACGAACGGCCCACGCAUCAGGAGCCCAAGGAGAAGUCGCGACGACCCCCCAACACGGCCUUCCGGCAGCAGCGGCUCAAGGCAUGGCAGCCCAUCUUCACUCCCAAGACGGUGCUGCCCCUGCUCCUGUGUAUCACCGUCAUUUUUGCGCCUCUUGGAGGAGCGCUGAUUUACGGCAGUGACCAGGUCCAGGAGAUCAUCAUCGACUACAGCCACUGCCAUGAACAGGCGUCGACCACAGAGCCUAGAACCAUGGAUGACAAGUACAUCACCACACACUUCAACGCCAAGGACGCCACCUCCAAGGUCCAGUGGCAGCUUCUGGACGGCACCGACGAGCAAAAGUCGCGUCGUUCAUACAACGGAACCUGCAGACUCACGUUUGAUGUGCCCCAUGAUAUGGGUGCCCCCAUUUACAUGUACUACCGACUGACCAACUUCUACCAGAACCAUCGACGAUAUGUGACGUCCUACAAUGAGGACCAGCUGAACGGAAAGAACAAGAGUGCACAUGAUCUCAAAGACAAGAACGAUUGCAAACCCCUGGUUUUAGACCGGGAUGGAAAGCCAUACUACCCCUGUGGACUGAUCGCCAACUCCAUGUUCAACGACACCUUCCAUACUCCUGUGGCUCUUAACCCCUCUGGAAACCAGGGUAACGUGACUUACGACAUGACCACCGAUGGGAUUGCCUGGGGAACCGACAAGAACCGAUUCAAAAAGACUACAUACAACGCCUCCCAGGUGACACCCCCUCCGUUCUGGGUCGAGAAGUUCCCCGACGGAUACACCGAGGAGAACCUGCCCAACAUUGCUGAAUGGCAGGAGUUCCAGAACUGGAUGCGAACUGCUGCCCUGCCCACCUUCUCAAAGCUCGUCAUGCGACAGGAUCACAACACUCUGACAGUCGGAACCUACUCUGUGGAUGUGGACUUGUACUUCCCCGUUCUCCAGUAUGACGGCACCAAGUCGCUUGUGCUGACCACACGAAGUGCCGUGGGAGGCCGAAACCCCUUCCUGGGCAUUGCUUAUGUUGUCGUUGCCGGUAUUUGUGCCGUCGUCGGUCUGCUGUUCCUGGGUAAGCAUCUGGUCAAGCCCCGAAGACUGGGUGACCAUUCUUACCUGAGCUGGAACAACGAGAACUAA
Molecule: messenger RNA, 1164 nt
Organism: Yarrowia lipolytica CLIB122
Lineage: Eukaryota; Fungi; Ascomycota; Dipodascomycetes; Dipodascales
Cellular component (GO): plasma membrane; endoplasmic reticulum; Golgi apparatus
Source: RefSeq, a predicted model, not a curated record